CAAAGCGAUCAGUAACUGAUACAGAAUUUAUAUAAAGGACAUCUGAAGAGAAAGAAGAGAAUUUAUCAAGAAAAAACAUCUCGACUGGGAUCUGUGCUGACAAUAUAGCCAGGUUAUCGCUAUAAUAAAGGUACAUUACAAAUCGAAAGCAGUUUAUUCGCGUAAAUAUAACGCCUGGUGAACGUUCAUACAAAGGAGCUAGAAGUAUCCGUGGAUUUCUAAACAGUUCAAUCUUGCAUUGCGAAUUUCAUUAUACAAAAGUCAAACCUUGUAGCUAAAGUUCUUAUCAGUUCCUUACAAUGUCAGCCGACUUUAGCGAGCAUGAAAUCAAUAACUAUAGAGAGGCAUUUCGUCUUUUUGAUACAGAACAAAAUGGACAUAUAACUUUAGAUGGUCUAAGGGAGGUUUUGGUAACUAUUGGUUACUCGCCAAGCAAAGACGAACUGCAGAACAGACUGAUGGAAAUCAAUACUGCAGGGAAUGGUGUGAUCAGUUUUGAUGAAUUUAUUUCGGUCGUUGCACUUGGCAAACACGAAAUUGAAGACCAUGAAAUGGUAACUUUGUUUCACACCUUCGAUUUAGACAGAAGUGGAUAUAUCUAUCCGGAAGAACUAAAAAUCGUUCUAAAGAGGCUUGGUUUUGUUUUUACGGAGAAGCAGGUGGAAGCAAUGAUACACUACGCCGACUCUGCUGGUGACGGGCGCAUUUGCUAUGAAGAAUUUCUCAGAGCAAACGAUGCAAAAAUCCACAAGCUGAAAAAACGAAAACAUGCUGUCGCCUUAGAUACAAUUUCUGAUGCGGACAUAAUGAAAUACAAGGAAGCAUUUCAUUUAUUUGAUCUUGAAGAUACCGGACAUAUAACAUUGGAGGAAAUGAGAAAGGUCAUGUCAAAAUUAGGAUUUAGUAUGAGCAAAGAAGAUCUUAAACAGCGUCUUAAAGAAAUCGAUCAAAGGGGAAACGGAGUUAUCAACUUUGACGAGUUUAUUGCUGUAGCAGCUGAGCGCCAGCACGACGAAGAAGAACAGGCGAUUAUUUGCGCUUUAAAGGUAUUUGACACAGACGCAGACGGUUAUAUAUCAAAGGAUGGAUUGUCAAAUGGCUUAAAGAAACUCGGUUUUGCGUUCAACGAAAAGCAAGUUGAAGCGAUGUUACAUUACGCUGACAUUCACGGAGAUGGAAAAAUAAAUUAUGAAACUUUUAUCAAGUCCAACGACUUUAGAUUACACAAACAUUGAAAGAUAAAAGAUAAAUGACCUGCUUAGACUAACUGUUUACUUCCAUGUUUCCAGUAGCUUUCUUCUUAAAGAUAAUAAAGUUAGUCAAAAGCGUAUUUAAGAGAAUCAGGCGAGUAAUGUAACAGAAAAAUGCGAUAAACGGUGUAAUAUGUUUUUCAACUUUUUUUAUUUAAUUAGAUGAUAUUGUUAGUGAAAA
Hydractinia symbiolongicarpus is the source of this 1431-nucleotide messenger RNA. RefSeq lists its product as uncharacterized. The record is from RefSeq and is a predicted model, not a curated record. The transcript has a single exon. Gene Ontology annotation, molecular function: calcium ion binding. The coding region runs from base 300 to 1235 and encodes 311 amino acids. Lineage: Eukaryota; Metazoa; Cnidaria; Hydrozoa; Anthoathecata; Hydractiniidae.